AUGAAGAAGAGUAUUAAAAAUGGAGCUGUAUUAAGUGAUUGUCAAAUUCAAGCAAUGCGUCUUAAUAAACUUGAAUAUCGUCGUUUACAACGUGAUAUUAAUUUAAUGCAUAAUGAUUUACGAGAUACUUUAGCUCGUUUACAACGACAAGCACAAACUUUAAAAUAUCGUUAUACAAAUCUUGUACGAUUUAUUAAACCAAAUCAAACAUAUCAAUUAUGGAAAAAUCCAUAUUCUUAUGAAAUAGAACAAAAUGAAUCUAAGAAUUCUUUAGAAUCACUAAAACAAAAUGAACAAUCGAAAAUUAAAACAAAUCAACAACAACUUUCAUCUGCUGAAAAUUCGUUAGAACAAGAUCUACCAUUAUUAUUAUCACUUAAUAAUGGUGUUUCAGAACCAGUUGAACCAAUAAUAAAUUUCAAUGAAAAUAUUCUUCGACCAAAAACUUCAUCAAUUAAUAAACAUUAUGUAAAACCAGUAUUAACAAUACUUAAUGGACCUUCUAUAAAUUUAAAUCAUCCAAUGAAAACACAACGAUCUGAAUCAAGUUUAGUUUCUUUUCUAUCAUCAACAAUACCAUCAAGUUCUCGAACAAUUGUACCAAAUAAAUUUCUUACUACACAAAAAAUUUCUUAUCCAAAUACAUUAUCAAAUCAAACAGAUUAUAAAUCUGUUAAACGAACAUGUAUUGAAACAUGUCAAUUAAUUGAUAAAGAUUUAACAUCAAAAUAUCAAGUUCUUACAAGAACUACGAAAUCAGCAGGUGUUAUCAAAUAA
Messenger RNA from Rotaria sp. Silwood1, 777 nucleotides. The record is from the annotation of a GenBank genome assembly. Lineage: Eukaryota; Metazoa; Rotifera; Eurotatoria; Philodinida; Philodinidae.